Molecule: messenger RNA, 1125 nt
Organism: Spirodela intermedia
Lineage: Eukaryota; Viridiplantae; Streptophyta; Magnoliopsida; Alismatales; Araceae
Source: the annotation of a GenBank genome assembly
AUGCGCUCCUCCGCGGAGUCCUCGGCGGCGGCGGCGGCGACGGAGGAGGAGGAGGAGGAGGACGGCCCCUUCGAUCGCCUCCCAGAUGCCAUCCUGCUCGUCGUCUUCAACGCCCUCCGCGACGUCAAGUUCCUCGGCCGCUGCUGCGCAGUAUCCCGCCGAUUCCGGUACCUCGCUGUGCAGGCGGAGUCUGUACUGGUCCGCGUCGAUUGCGUCGUCUCCUCCUCCGGCACGACGUCGGCUACCCCCCGUCACCACCAGUACCUCAACCUGGGGGGCUCCGGCGCAGAGGAGCCCAAGUACGGCGGCAUUCUUGGGGCCUUUGCCCGUCUGCUCUUCUCCACAUUCGUCUCCCGCCCGCUUAGCGCGCUCCAUCAGGUGCUCCUCCCCCGGAAGGUGCUCCUCGCUGCGGAGAUCUCCCACCACUCCCCCUCCGAGGUGCUGCGGAGCUUCCGCGGGGUCCGCUCCCUCCAGAUCGUGCUUCCCAGUGGCGAGCUCGGGGUCGACCCUGGAGCCGUUCUUCUCUGGAAAGCGGCGUUCGGGCGCACUCUGGAGAGCUGUGCCAUCCUCAGUGCGACGUCUUUAAGCUGCCGGAAGCAUCCCGAUUGCAGCGAUGUCGCCGUUCAUGCCGUGGACGGGAAUGCUGACGACGACGACGAGGAUCAGUCCUUCUGCACCGACGGUGGGCUGAAACUGCGCGUCGUGUGGACAAUCACAUCCUUAAUUGCUGCAUCGGCUCGUCAUUUCCUGCUGCGGGAAAUCGUGAAUGAGCAUUCCGCGGUGCAGAGUUUGGAAAUUACUGACGCGGAUGGCCAGGGGGUGCUCCACAUGGAAAAAGGACAGCUCGAGGAAUUCAGGUGCUCUUCCAUUGAGGUAGCUUGUUCGUCAAAUCGGACGCAGGUGCCAGCACUCAACAUGAAACUCUGGCAUGCGUCCCGCCUCAUGCUGAGCUCGGGGGACGUGAUGGAGGGAGCAACGCUGGUGGCAAUCAGGCCAGUAGACCGGGUGAUCAAGGCUGAUGGAGGGGAUGGUUUUGCAGUUGACGCAUUUGAAGGUCUGUUCAGGGAGGCUGCGAAGAAUCUGAUCAAGAGGAAGGCCUACCUUCUGGAAAUGAAUCCGUUCUAA